UUUUUGUAGUUCGCCAACUUGGCCUACGUCCCGCCGUUGCGCCAUCGCCUUCAAAAGUAAGCCUGGCAUAUGUCAUCCGUGCUGAGGUCAGGGUGUUCUCACUUCUCCGUCUGCCCAGUCGUUCCUUUGCUUUCCAUUUCCGUCUCCAUGACAUUGUCAUCACACCGUUCGCGUCGAACGCUCUUUCCUCUUUUGCUUCCAUAGCAUCACGCGCCACAAACCACGGGUGUUGGUAUCACUUACGACAUCAGCCACACUGUCGACAUGACCACCUAUUCUACAUUCCAACAAAUACGCCCGACAAGCCCAUCACGCAUGACGGGGCGCAAGGAGCCUCUCACGCAUAGAGUAUGAGACACGCUCCUUCGAAAGGAGGCGGGAUUAUGGAUGCCUAUUAGCACCGAUUCCGCAGGCCUGAUGGACGAACACUGUUUUCUUUCACGGCAGGACGUGAAUUCCCACAACGCUGACAAGACCGAGUGAAUGUCAUCAAUAUGGCUACGCAAAUGGAUCUCGCCAUGUGCGCGAGUGUAUUACAUCAACCUCUUCUUACGCUUCUUUUCUACCAGCAGAAUGCAGAUGCGAAAACCUGUAGUGUAUCAACAGACACCUUUGACUAAAUCUCAAGCUGCCCUGGCUCCAAAUACCGCAUGUCUUGCGAGCCUGCCGACGGAACUUAUCCUCGAGAUCACCGACCGCCUUGCGCUCGACGCCAUACUGGCCCUCAAAUUGACUCAACGACGAUUCAACGAUAUCCUGCCUCUCGAUCAGAGACGUUGGCAGGCUCCUCGGUCAAGGUGUGCCCAGCGCGCUAUCCAGGUUUAUUUGACCCCAUCGUCAUCUAAACCCAGUCAUCGACAUUGCAUCGUGUGUAACGCUGAGUAUCCCAUCAGCCAGUUCAAGUCAUCGAACAGUCCGGCUUGCGCGCCUAUGGAGCAUACCAACGUCCCCCACGACAUCAUCAAAUUACCACCACGAGUCUGCUUCUGGCAUGUUGGAAGGUUUAUGAGAAUUAUCAGUCAUGAGGCCGGGAACAAAAAUGGAUGGGUUAGCCACUCAGACAAAAUGUGCAUGCACUGUGGAGAUAUCCAGGGGUGGGACAAGUGCGAAUGCAAGUGUGACAGCUGUUCUUUCUGGGAAGUAACAGUCUACAAUCGACAUAUCAACGAUGGUCAAAAAUGUCGAAACCCGGUCUUCUGGAGAGACGCUCCCAGCUCACGCGUUAGAGGGGAGAAUCAACUUUGGGUUCGGGAAGAAUUUUGGGACGCGAACGGGAAACAAUUUGUUGACUUGCCUGUUCGAUUUGAGUCAGCCUAACCGAUGGAUGGGUGCGUUUGGCAUCGACCUCCAGUCAGUUUUUCUUCGUUCUUGUAUGCUUCACUUCUAACAAGAGCUGGUCUCCCUGGUUUUGUUUGUAAUCUUUAAUUCGUUAUAUCAUUUAGAAUCCAGUCUUUUCGUCAUAGAUCAUGUCAUCCUCCUCUUGUACAAGGCUAGCUUUCUCCACAUCCAUCUCUUUAGUCUCCCAUUGGCAUCCCAACUCUUGUCCCCAUCUCCGCACGCUGAACAAAG
Alternaria alternata is the source of this 1569-nucleotide messenger RNA. RefSeq lists its product as hypothetical. The record is from RefSeq and is a predicted model, not a curated record. Lineage: Eukaryota; Fungi; Ascomycota; Dothideomycetes; Pleosporales; Pleosporaceae. The transcript has a single exon. Gene Ontology annotation, molecular function: protein binding. The coding region runs from base 484 to 1317 and encodes 277 amino acids.